Molecule: messenger RNA, 270 nt
Organism: Symbiodinium sp. CCMP2592
Lineage: Eukaryota; Dinophyceae; Suessiales; Symbiodiniaceae
Source: the annotation of a GenBank genome assembly
AUGGCAGAAGAAGAUGAGGCCAGACAGGAACGCGGUGAGGACUCGGGCAGCAAAUCUCCCGUCAUUCGGGACAUCGAUGAUGAGAUCCAAGCUCUCAUCACGAAAGCUCGGCAGAGACUCGAAGGCGUCACCAAGACGAUGGAGGACAAUGGGGAGAAGCUGAAGAAGCUGCAGAAAGGGUUCUCCGACUUGAAGCGCCAACAAGCCCAUGUCUCUCGCGAGCAGCAGCAGGUCAUCGGCUCGCUUCAGAAUGGACUGACAACGACGUGA